Messenger RNA from Patella vulgata (common limpet), 3355 nucleotides. RefSeq names its product signal recognition particle subunit SRP68. Lineage: Eukaryota; Metazoa; Mollusca; Gastropoda; Patellidae. The coding region runs from base 47 to 1864 and encodes 605 amino acids. Gene Ontology annotation, biological process: SRP-dependent cotranslational protein targeting to membrane. Gene Ontology annotation, cellular component: signal recognition particle, endoplasmic reticulum targeting. Gene Ontology annotation, molecular function: signal recognition particle binding; 7S RNA binding; endoplasmic reticulum signal sequence receptor activity. The transcript is spliced from 12 exons. The record is from RefSeq and is a predicted model, not a curated record.
UUUUAUAAAAACGGAGUGGCGCUAAAUUGCAUCGUGUCAGAGAAACAUGGCUGCCGACGAAGAAAACGUGACUGGUAAAGGCGACAAUAUUGCUGAUCAAACCGAUUCAGAAGUUCCAGUUACACAAUCCUUUUCUAUUGAAGUGUUACAGUUAAUCAAAGAGGCUCAACAACAACAUGGUUUACGUCAUGGAGAUCAUCAACGUUACAGGUCUUAUUGUUCAAGGAAAAUCAGAAGAUUGCGGAAAUCAUUACAUUUUGCACAGGGUACCAAACACAAAGUUGCUCCAAAGAAAAUCACGCUGGAGAUGUUGAGUGAUGAAAAGUACAUACAUCUCCCUUUAUUUGAAGCAGAAAGAGCUUGGGGUUUUGCUAUGCAGCUUAAAUCUGAGUCCAACACAGAACCUAGAAAGAAGUUUCAUAUGAUUGCAAGAUUAAGGAAAGCUUUACAACACGCUAAUGAAUUAGUUAAAUUAUGUGAAAGUCCAAAAUGUGAUGCACGUACAAAAUUAGAGUCCCAGGCGUACAAUGCAUGGAUUCAAGGCAGUUUACACUUUGAAACAGAUAACUGGCAGAAUGCAAUAGAUUCAUUUAGUAAUGCUAAGACAAUAUAUGAAAAACUUGCUACAGCGUUUACAGAAGAUAUACAAGUUCUCUACCAGCAGAGAGUAGAAGAAAUAUCGCCCAAUAUUAGAUAUUGUGCUUAUAAAAUAGGAGAUGAAUCAGCUUUGAAAGAUUUACAAAAUAUGAGACUCAAAUCUGGUGAAGAUCAGUUGAUAUCAAAAUUAGAUGAUUUACUUCUUCAAACAAGAGAGAAACAAGCUUCUACACUGUCCGAGGUAGCAUGGCGUGGUCGUACUAUUCCAGUUAAAAUGGAAGGAGUUAGAAACUUUCUUCUAAAUCUUCAAGAAAGUACAACAGAGUUGAAAUCAGCUGAAGGUUCUGACAGUAAACUUUCUAUAUAUGAGUCAUUAUUUAAACAGUGUAUUGAUGCUCAACAAUUAUUACGUGAUGCUUUACAAGAAGAUCCAAUCUUUAAAGCUGUAAUUCGAGGGCAAUCUUUUGAUGGAAAAAUCAGCAAUCAACACUAUCUUCAUACUUACCUUACAUACAUCAAAUUAACAAAAACGAUAGAAAGAAAUUUGAUCUUGAUAGAAUGUGCAAAAGAAAAUUUACCAGGUGUACAAGUAGAUGAAUCAAAAAAGAUCACCAAACCUCAAGACAUGGUUAGGUUGUAUGAUAUAAUUAUUCAGAAUUUAAGUGAUAUACCUAAUUUACCUGGCUUAGAGGACGAUUCAGCUUUAGAAGAGGAAGUAAAUACUAGAGUUUUAGGCUAUAAAGCAUUUAGAACAUUUUAUAUAGGAAAAUCAUAUGCUAAUGGCAUGAAGUGGACAGAGGCAAUAGCAUUAUAUCAAAAAUCACUAGAUUAUACUAAACAGGCUUUACAAGGAUAUAAAAAACUAAAAGGACAAGAAAUUUUUAGAACCGAAGAGAGUAAAUUAAAUGAUUUAGUUAAGGAAGUAAAUGGAGUAGUAUUUUCAUGUCAUGCUUCUAGUAUUCUUAACGUAGCGGGUGAUUUAACAGAUCAACCUGUUCAUACACCUAGCUUACAGAAUGUGUGUUUAAGUGAUCGACUUGACCAAUACAGUGAAGAUAAAUCCAUUGCAGGGAAGAAACCAAAUCUUACCAAAUUUCCUCCAGACUUUCAACCUAUUCCUACUAGACCAUUAUUUUUUGAUUUAGCAUUAAACCAUUUAGAUCUACCAUCUAUAGAAGAUAAACUGGACCAGAAAAAGACAGCUGCUGGAGGAUCUGGAAUCACUGGUUUUGUUAAAGGCUGGUUAUGGGGUGGUGGUAAAAAAUAAGAUCAUGUUUAGUACCAUAACAAAUUUUAUGAAUUAUAGUCAUGUGAGCAACAAUUUUAACGCAAAAUAUGUGUGUAAAAUUGUCUGUAAAGCUACGGUAUGUAGAAUGUGUUUGUAUAUAAAAUGUCAGAAAUACAGCUGGGCUCUGGUUUCAGUCAAAUUUGCCCGCCUUGACUAAUUGGCAAGGAAAUUGUAUGUCAAUUUGCAUGUCGUAAGAUACAGUAUUUUGAAUUAUUUAUCAAUAAAACAUGAUAAAUACAAUAAUUUUGUUUUAGGUUUUUUUGAUGUAACAUCACAUGAAAAGUCAAGAAAUUGAUGUAGAUCUUGGAGGAGAAUAUUUUAAAUCAAAAUAUUUUUUGGCAGCAUUUGUCAAAUUCCUCAUUGUCAAUAUAUAGAUUCUUCAUAAAUUUGAGGAAUUUCUCUUUUAACUAUAGAUUUAAGGAAUGCUCUUUAGAGGGGUCAGAGAUAGUUACUUUUAGUACACAAGUUUUUCCUGUCCCUCUAUCCAUUUUGGAUAAAUGUUGUCCAUGAUUUGAUGAAUAAGAAAAUGACAAAUGGAAAUUAUAGAUAAUGGUUGUACUGGUAAUAUGUAUUGUUACCUUUUGUCACCGAGACAUCACUAUUUAUUGGUUAUAAAUCUUAAACUAUUUUAUUGUUAGAUACAAGGUGUAUUUGUUAUGUUAUUAUUGUUGAUCUACAGAUUUCUUUCAUCUAUACCAUUUAUGGAUUUACUUGUAAUUAUUUUAGGAAGAAUGAAAUAGGUAUAUUCUUUAAAAAACUCUUUAUAAUUUUGUACAGAUUUUUUCCCGGUCAUUUUAUUUGGCUAGUCAUAAUAAAAAAACUGUUCAAUUAAAAAUUCCCUUUGACAAUAAGUUAUUAUUACAUUACUGUUUGUAAAAUAACCCUUUAAUGGUUUAUUAAAGAAUUAUCAAUAUGCUAAGACAGUGGACAAAUGUGUUUCCAUUGAUCUUAAUACUACACUGAACUAAUAAUGACUGUUGAUUUGCAACUCUGAUUAUUUGUCCAUGAGACAAACUUAAUUUACAAACAUGACUAUCUUUCAAAUCAAUUGACUAGUUCUGUGUUUUAACAUCUGGUCACUAGUCCUUCAAAGUUAAGAUUUAUGUUCAGCAUACAUCUACUUUAAGAUUUUUCAGGGCUCCAGUAAUACUGCAUUUUACACAAUUAUUACAUUGUUGAAUAUCCUAGUUUUUAUUCUCUAUUUCAAUAAUGAGUCCCCUCUUUCAUUAACUAGAUACAUGUUUUAAUUGAUUUGAAUAUCAGUGUGAUACAAUGCAUAUGCUGAAUGUAUUCAAGAUAAGUUCCCAAGUUAGGGAGUAUUUGUAAAUGAAAUACCUAGUUCUAAUGAAAUUAUAUUUUACAAUAAUGAAGUUCGUUUUAUGAAAUAAUUCUUUGGUUCUGGUCUAUCUUAUUAUUUCUUUUUCAGUGUUACAAUGAACACAUCAGUUAUAAUAAUAAUGAUAAAAGAAA